Messenger RNA from Rotaria sp. Silwood1, 1836 nucleotides. Lineage: Eukaryota; Metazoa; Rotifera; Eurotatoria; Philodinida; Philodinidae. The record is from the annotation of a GenBank genome assembly.
AUGUCAGCCAUAAAAGAUUCCUCAUUUCGCUCAUGGAAAGAUAGUAAUAGUGGAUAUUAUCAAAGUAUUGCUGAUAAUUACACACUUUAUUUAUUACCCGAUUAUAUAGUUAUUGAACCAAUCGUAGUUGAUGCUAAAGAAUUUAUUGUUAUUGAUCGUACUCAUGAAGAUAUUCGAAUACAUAAUACUUUACCAAAUGUUGAUGGAGCUACACAACAAUCUAUUGAUGGAAUAAUUGGAAUAAUCAGUUUAAUAUCUGGUCAAUAUUUAAUUGUAAUUACAUCUAAAAAAUAUAUAGGUGAUAUAAAUGGACAAGCAAUUUAUAAAGUUCAAACAACAAAUAUUAUUCCUUUUGUACGAAAUAUGUCUCAUUUAAAUGAAUAUCAAUUAAAAUAUAACGCAAAAUAUUUAUCUAUGAUUGAACUUGUUUUACGUACAGAAGCUUUUUAUUUUUCUUAUACAUAUGAUUUGACACAUACGUUUCAACGACUUCAAACAUCAUCGCCUGAUUUUCAUUCAAUACCGUUUCUUGAACGUGCUGAUGAACGUUUUGUUUGGAAUCGUUAUUUAUUGAGUCAAUUUGCAAAUGAUCGAAUUAUGGCUCGAUUUGCUUUACCAAUUAUUCAUGGAUUUGUUGCAUUUAGUAAAUUUAAUAUUAAUGGACAUUCAUUUAGUUACGGUGUUAUUUCACGACGAAGUACCUAUCGAGCAGGAACAAGACUAUUUAUUCGUGGUAUUGAUAAUAAUGGCCGAGUUGCAAAUUUUGUUGAAACAGAACAAAUUCUUCAAUUGGAUGAUGUUGCUUGUUCUUAUGUACAGACACGUGGUUCAGUACCUUGUUUUUGGGUACAAUUACCUGAUCUUCGUUACAAACCUAAAGUCACAGUAUUAACAUCUAAAAACCAUAUGAAUGCAUUUCGACAACAUUUUGAAGAACAAGAAUAUUAUUAUGGCAAACAAUUUCUGAUUAGUCUUACAAAUCAACAUGGAGCAGAAGGUAGAUUGAAUGCGAAAUAUCGUGAAUUAUAUGAAACAAGUGAAAAUUCUUAUCUCAAAUUUGAAGAUUUCGAUUUUCAUAAAGAAUGUGCCGGUAUGCGUUAUGAUCGUUUAACAAUUCUUUUAGCUCGUCUCAUAGCUGAUCAAGAUGAUUAUAAAUAUUUUGCCUUAACUAAAGAUGGUACAUCACAAGUUCAACAAACUGGUGUAUUUCGUACAAAUUGUAUUGAUUGUCUCGAUCGAACAAAUGUUGUACAAACACUAUUAGCUAAAAGAAUGUUAGAACAACAACUACAACGUUAUAAUAUUAUUAAAUAUAAUGAAACAAUUGAUUCAUAUAAACAAUUAAGUCAUACAUUUAAGAAUAUUUGGGCAGAUAAUGCUGACACUAUUAGUUUUCAAUAUGCUGGAACCGGUGCAUUAAAAACAGAUUACACAAGAACUGGUCAACGAUCAAUGAUGGGUCUAGUCCAAGAUGGUUAUAAUUCAUGUAUGCGUUAUAUAUUAAAUAAUUUCUUUGAUGGUUUUCGACAAGAUGGUAUUGAUCUCUUUUUGGGCAAUCAUCAAAUAUCAUCCAAUGAAGGUCGUGCACCAGAAUCAUGUCCAAUUAGUAAAGAAAUAAGUAAAAAAUUGUUGGCAUUACCAGUUGCAAUGCUCAUUGCGUUUUCAAUGUGUAUUAUUAAUUUAUUAAUACCAGCUGCAACAUUUCAUGAACAAGUGACUCAUAUUCUAUUUUGGGGUGUAACAACAAUAUCAACAUUAGCACUGACAAUCUUUUGGAGACAUGAAUUAGUUGAUGUACCUAAACUUUAUUCUAAAGUGAAAUAUGAUCCUUCUUGA